AUGUCGGCACUAGGUGUCCCCCUAGGGCAGCAACCGCCUAUCCUCGAAAAACUAUUUCAGGUGGUACAAGCUGCUGUUCCGGAGCGCCGCAUUAUUGUGGUCAUUGCAGACGUGGCCGUGCGGUUAUUGGGUAGUUUUGAUGAGCAUCAUGAUGACACUGACAUUAGUAGACUUACCAGGGAAUACCCCAUUGCCAUUCAAAUAAAUUAUUCUAGCACCAGUGAAUUAUAUGCAUUGAGUGAGGUUGACUAUCAUGGUGUCGAUGAUAGGGUCACAUGGGAGUCCUUUGAAACUCAUAGGGUCAGGUUUGUUCCUGCAACUACAUCAUCCAUCAUGAGCUUGCAGAAAGUGAGAAUAGACAAAGAUACUAUCAAACAGAACCCAUCAUGUGCCAUUUGUAUAAACGACUUUGCUGAAGGUGGUGUCGAUCAACUGAUUACUCUUUUGCCUUGCGCACACCAUUAUCAUCUAGAUUGCAUUGUCCCGUGGCUGAAGACGAGUCACUUGUGCCCCCUGUGUCGAUACCCAAUGCCAACUGUGGAAGAGGCAGAGUCUUCAAAUCCUUCAAAUCCCUAA
Messenger RNA from Rosa rugosa (rugosa rose), 576 nucleotides. RefSeq lists its product as uncharacterized. The coding region runs from base 1 to 576 and encodes 191 amino acids. NCBI's taxonomy places the organism in Eukaryota, Viridiplantae, Streptophyta, Magnoliopsida, Rosales, Rosaceae. The transcript has a single exon. The record is from RefSeq and is a predicted model, not a curated record.